AGGGGGAGCGUGAAGAGUGGGCAGCGGCUUCUGCGUCGGGGAUUGCUGGGCUGUCCGAGCCCCUCUGUGCCAGGCCCCCGACGGCCGGUCUCACCCGCUGCUCUGGGGCGGACCUUCCCUGCUCGCUACACUCUCUCGCGCCCUCUCUCCGAGGCCCUCGCGGAUUUAGUCUCGAACCUUCCUCCAGUUUAAACCGCGAGCAUCUGCUGAGGCUUAAACUAGAGUGACGUGGUGGAGAGCACGGACUCAAGAAUUUCGUUGCCGGACUUGGAAUUUUGGCAGACAUGUGGGUGACUGCGCUGUCCGGUCUCCCUUGUGAUAAUCCUUGCCGGUGGUGAGCCCUCAAGAGCGUUUGCUGCUGUUUUUAUCAGUAAUGAAUCUUUGAGAAACAGAAGAGAGGAACACAGAAGGGGAAGAAUAAAAAACCACAGCUUAAAAAAAGAAAAAAUUGAGGGCUGCAUCUUCCUGGAAGUGUCACAUGUGCUGUGCUUUCUGCAGUUCUGCACCAUGAGUUUAGCACUGAACGAUCUGCUUAUUUGCUGCCGUCAACUGGAACAUGACAGAGCCACCGAACGAAGGAAAGAAGUUGAGAAAUUUAAGCGCCUGAUUCGGGAUCCUGAAACUGUUCAACAUUUAGAUCGACAUUCAGAUUCCAAACAAAGCAAAUACUUGAAUUGGGAUGCUGUGUUUCGAUUUUUACAGAAAUAUGUUCAGAAAGAAACAGAAUGUCUGAGAACAGCGAAACCAAGUGUAUCAGCCUCAACACAAGCCACUAGACAGAAAAAGAUGCAAGAAAUCAGUAGUUUGGUCAAGUACUUCAUCAAAUGUGCAAAUAAAAGAGCACCCAGACUGAAAUGUCAAGAACUCUUGAAUUAUAUCAUGGAUACAGUGAAAGAUUCAUCUAAUGGUUCCAUUUAUGGAGCAGAUUGUAGCAACAUUCUGCUCAAGGACGUUCUCUCAGUGAGGAAAUACUGGUGUGAAAUAUCUCAGCAACAGUGGCUAGAAUUGUUCUCUGUGUACUUCAGUCUGUACCUUAAACCUGCACAAGACAUUAAUAGAGUUUUAGUGGCUAGAAUAAUUCAUGCUGUGACCAAAGGAUGCUGUUCGCAAACUGAUGGAUUAAAUUCCAAAUUUUUGGAUUUCUUUUCCAAAGCUAUUCAACAUGCAAGACAGGAAAAGGGUUCUGCAGGUCUGAAUCACAUCUUAGCAGCAUUUGUUAUCUUCCUCAAGACACUGGCUGUUAACUUUCGAAUUCGAGUGUGUCAAUUAGGAGAUGAAAUUCUUCCUGCCUUGCUUUAUAUUUGGACUCAACAUAGACUUAAUGACUCCUUAAAAGAAGUAAUUAUUGAAUUACUUCAACUGCAAAUAUAUGUGCAUCAUCCAAAGGGAGCGAAAACUCAAGAAAAAGGUGCUUAUGAAUCAAGUAAAUGGAGAAGUAUCCUAUAUAACUUAUAUGAUCUGCUAAUUAACGAGAUAAGUCAUAUAGGAAGCAGAGGGAAGUAUUCUUCAGGCUCUCGUAACGUGGCUGUCAAAGAAAACUUGAUUGAGUUGAUGGCAGAUAUUUGCCACCAGAUUUUUAAUGAAGAUACUAGAUCUCUGGAGAUUUCUCAGUCUUAUACUACCACCCAAAGAGAAUGUAAUGAUUACAGUGCGCCUUGCAAAAAGAAGAAAAUACAGUUAGGCUGGGAAGUAAUAAAAGAUCAUCUUCAGAAGUCACAGAGUGAUUUUGAUCUUGUGCCUUGGUUACAGAUUACAACCCAGUUAAUAUCAAAAUAUCCUUCAAGUUUACCUAACUAUGAGUUGUCACCAUUACUGAUGAUACUGUACCAGCUUCUACCUCAACAUCGACACGGGGAGCGCACGCCAUAUGUGUUACGAUGCCUUACGGAAGUUGCAUUGUGUCAAGGCAAGAAAUCAAACCUAGAAGGCUCGCAGAAAUCAGAUUUGUUGAAAUUCUGGAUUAAAAUUUGGUCUCUUACCUUUCGUGGUAUAAGUUCUGAGCAGAUACAAGCUGAAAACUUUGGUUUACUUGGAGCUAUAAUUCAAGGCAGUUUAAUUGAGGUUGAUAGAGAAUUCUGGAAGUUAUUUACUGGGUCAGCCUGCAGACCAUCACGUCCUGCAGUCUGCUGCCUGACUCUGGCCAUGGCCAUCUGUGGGGUUCCAGAAACUGUAAAAACGGGAGUGGAGCAGAGUAUAUGUGAAGUAAAUAGAAGUUGUUCUUUAAAGGAACUGAUAAUGAGACGGCUCUUACUCUCUCAGUUAGAGGAUGACUUGGAAGACAGGACAGAGCUGCCACCAGUUCUUCACAGUAAUUUUCCUCAUCUUGCAGUAGAGAAAAUUCUUGUGAGUCUCACUGUGAAAAACUGUAAAGCUGCAAUGAAUUUUCUCCAAAGAGUGCCAGAAUGUGAACAACACCAAAAAGUUCAAGAAGAGCCUUCAUUCUCAGAAGUUGAAGAACUAUUUCUUCAAACAACUUUUGACAAGAUGGAUUUUUUAACCAUUGUGAAAGAAUGUGCUGUAGAAAAGCACCAGGCCACCGUAGGCUUUUCUGUCCACCAAAACCUCAAGGAGUCACUGGAUCGCUAUCUCCUGGGAUUAUCAGAACAGCUUUUAAAUAACUACUCGCCUGAGACUACAAAUGCAGAAACGCUUAUCCGGUGUUCGAGUCUUCUGGUGGGUGUUCUUGGAUGCUACUGUUACGUGGGAGUAGUAGCUGAAGAGGAAGCAUAUAGAUCAGAACUGUUCCAGAAAGCCAAGUCUCUAAUGCAGUGUGCAGGAGAAAGUAUCACUCUGUUCAAAAAUAAGACCUACGAGGAAUCUAGGGUUGCUUCCCUGAGGAAUGUGAUGACUCUCUGUACCGGUUGCUUAUGCAACUGUACCAAGCCCAGUCCAAAUAAAAUUGCAUCUAGAUUUUUCCUACGAUUGUUGACAUCAAAGCUCAUGAAUGAUAUUGCAGAUAUCUGUAGAAGUUUGGCGUCCUUUAUCAGAAAGCCCCUGGACUUGGGAGAAGUAGAAUCCAUGGAGGACGAUCCUGAUGAGAAUCUGAUGGAGGUGGAGGACCAGUCGUCCAUGCAUCUGUUCAGUGACGCCCCUGCCUGCGGCACUAGUGACGCGGCUGUGUCUGGAGAUAGCGGGAGCACCUUCGGUGCCAUGAAUCCUUUAGCUGAAGAACAUCUGUCAAAGCAAGAUCUACUCUUUUUAGACAUGCUCAAGUUCUUGUGUGUGUGUACAACUACUGCUCAGACUGGAACUGUGUCAUUUAGAGCGGCCGACAUUCGGAGGAAAUUGUUGAUGUUAGUGGAUACUAGCAUGCUAGACCCUGCUAAAUCUCUCCACCUACGCAUGUAUCUAGUGCUUUUAAAGGAGCUUCCUGGAGAAGAAUAUCCUUUGCCAAUAGAAGAGGUUUUUGAACUUCUAAAACCACUCUCCAACGUGUGUUCUUUAUAUCGCCGUGACCAGGAUGUUUGUAGAACAGUUUUAAACCACUUAGUUCCUGUAGUAAGGAACCUGUGUCAAGGCGAUAUGGACGCUGAAAACACAAGGGAUGCUCAAGGGCAGUUGCUAACAGUGAUUGGAGCAUUCUGGCACCUAGCAAAGGAGGGGAAAUGCACAUUCUCUGUACGAAUGGCACUAGUAAAGUGCCUUAAAACUUUGCUUGAGACUGAUCCUUACUCAAAAUGGGCUGUUCUUAAUGUAAUGGGAAAAGACUUUCCUGUAAACGAAGUAUUUCCACAUUUUCUCGGUGAUCGUCAUCAUCAAGUUAGCAUGUUGGCUGCCGAGUCCGUCAACAGGUUAUUCCAGGAUAUGAAACACAGAGGCUCGUCCACAUUAUUGAAAGCACUUCCUUUGAAGCUUCAGCAAACAGCUUUUGAAAAUGCAUACUUGAAAGCUCUGGAAGGAAUGAGAGAAGUGUCCCACAGAGCUGAGAACCCUGAACUUUUGGAUGAGAUCUAUAACAGAAAAUCUGUUUUACUGAUGACGAUAGCUGUGAUUUUAUGCUGUAGCCCAGUCUGUGAAAAACAGGCUUUGUUUGCACUAUGCAAGUCUGUGAAAGAAAACGGAUUAGAACCUCACCUCGUUAAAAAGGUUUUAGAGAAAGUUUCUGAAACAUUUGGAUACAGACGUUUGGAAGACUUCAUGGCUUCUCAUUUGGAUUAUCUGGUUUUGGAAUGGCUAAAUCUUCAAGAUACUGAACAUAGUUUAUAUUCUUUUCCUUUUAUUUUACUAAAUUACACAAAUGUUGAGGAUUUCUAUAGAUCAUGUUACAAGGUUUUGAUCCCACAUCUGGUGAUUAGAAGUCGUUUUGAUGAGGUUAAGUCCAUUGCUAAUCAGAUUGAAGAGGAUUGGAAAAGUCUUCUAGCACAUUGCUUUCCAAAGAUUCUUGUAAAUAUUCUUCCUUACUUUGCCUACGAGGGUCCAGGAGACAGUGGGAUGGCACAGCAGAGAGAGACUGCUGCCAAAGUCUAUGAUACCCUUAAAGAUGAAAACGUCCUAGGAAAACAGAUUGAUCAUUUAUUCCUUAAUAAUUUACCAGAGAUUGUGGUGGAGUUACUGAUGACGUUACAUGAACCGGCAGCUUCUGGUGCCAGCCAGAGCACGGACCUCUGUGACUUUUCAGGGGAUUUGGAUCCUGCCCCUAAUCCACCUCAUUUUCCAUCACAUGUGAUUAAAGCAACAUUUGCCUAUAUCAGCAAUUGCCAUAAAACCAAGCUGAAAAGCAUUUUAGAAAUUCUUUCCAAAAGCCCUGAUUCCUAUCAGAAAAUUCUUCUAGCCAUUUGUGAGCAAGCUGCUGAGACAAAUAAUGUUUAUAAAAAGCACAGAAUUCUUAAAAUAUAUCACCUGUUUGUUACUUUAUUACUGAAAGAUAUUAAAAGUGCCUUAGGAGGAGCUUGGGCCUUUGUUCUUCGAGAUGUUAUCUAUACUUUGAUUCAUUAUAUCAACAAAAGGCCUUCUCGUUUCAUGGAUGUGUCGUUACGGAGCUUUUCCCUGUGCUGUGACCUGCUAAGCCGGGUUUGCCACACGGCAGUCACUUCCUGUAAGGAUGCUCUAGAAAAUCAUCUUCACGUGAUUGUUGGUACGCUCAUCCCCCUUGUGGAUGGUCACAUGGAGGUGCAGGAACAGGUAUUGGACUUGUUGAAAUACUUAGUGAUAGAUAACAAGGAUAAUGAAAACCUCUAUAUGACAAUUAAACUUCUAGAUCCUUUCCCUGACCAUGAUGUCUUUAAGGAUUUGCGCAUUACUCAGCAGAAAAUUAAAUACAGUAAAGGACCCUUUUCACUUUUGGAGGAAAUAAAUCAUUUUCUCUCCGUGAGUGUUUACGAUGCACUUCCUUUGACAAGGCUGGAAGGACUCAAGGAUCUCCGCAGACAGCUAGCUCAGCACAAGGACCAGAUGGUGGACCUCAUGAGAGCAUCUCAGGAUAACCCGCAGGAGGGCGUCAUGGUGAAGCUCAUCGUCGGCUUGUCGCAGUUAUGCCGCGCGGCCAUGAGCCACACUGGGGAGCGGGAGGUUUUAGAGGCUGUUGGGAGCUGCCUGGGAGAAGUGGGUCCUGUCGGUUUCUCCACGAUAGCUAUACAGCAUAGUAGAGAUACAUCUUCUACCAAGGCCCCCGAGUUAUUUGUAGAUAAAGAACUUCAGUGGACCUUUAUAACACUGACCUACCUGAACAACACGCUCGUAGAAGAUUGUGUCAAAGUGCGAUCAGCUGCUGUUACCUGUUUGAAAAGCAUUUUAGCUACAAAGACUGGACAUAGUUUCUGGGAGAUUUACAAGACGACACCUGAUCCCAUGUUGAUCUAUCUACAGCCUUUUAGAACAUCCAAAAAAAAGUUUUUGGAAGUGCCCAGACUAGACAAAGAAAAUCCUUUAGAAGGCCUGGAUGAUAUGAGCCUGUGGAUUCCUCAAAGUGAAAACCAUGAUGUUUGGAUAAAGAGGCUGACUUGUGCUUUUUUGGAUAGUGGAGGCACAAAAAGUGAAAUUCUUCAAUUAUUAAAGCCAAUGUGUGAAGUGAAAACGGACUUUUGUCAGACUGUGCUUCCAUACUUGAUUCAUGAUGUUCUACUCCAAGAUACAGAUGAAUCACGGAGAAACCUGCUUUCUGCACACGUUCAGGGAUUUUUCACGAGCUGUUUCAGACACUCCUCACCAGCGAGCCGAUCCACGACCCCCGCAAAUUUGGAUUCAGAGCCCGAGCACCUGUUCCGAUGCUGUGUGGAUAAAAAGUCACAGAGGACAAUGCUUGCCGUUGUGGACUACAUGAGGAGACAGAAGAGACCCUCCUUAGGAACAGUUUUUGAUGAUGCCUUCUGGCUGGAGUUGAAUUAUCUAGAGGUUGCCAAGGUCGCUCAGUCUUGUGCUGCUCACUUUACAGCAUUGCUCUACGCAGAAAUCUACGCAGAUAAGAAAAGCAUGGAAGACCAAGACAGAAGAAGUCUUACGUUUGAAGAAGCAAGCCAGAGUACAGCUAUCUCUAGUUUGAGUGAAAAAAGUAAAGAAGAAACUGGAAUACGUUUACAGGAUCUGCUCUUAGAAAUCUACAGAAGUAUAGGAGAGCCCGAUAGCCUGUACGGCUGUGGCGGAGGGAAGGUCUUGCAGCCCCUCACUAGACUACGCACAUACGAGCAUGAAGCAAUGUGGGGGAAGGCCCUGGUGACCUAUGACCUUGAGACGGCCAUCUCCUCCUCAACCCGCCAGGCGGGGAUAAUUCAGGCCUUGCAGAAUUUGGGACUCUGCCAUAUUCUUUCCGUCUAUUUGAAAGGACUAGAUCGUGAGAAUAAGGAGUGGUGCGCGGAGCUCCAGGAACUCCACUACCAGGCAGCGUGGAGGAACAUGCAGUGGGACCACGGCCUCGCCGUCAGCAAAGGACUAGAAGGACCCAGUUACCACGAAUCACUGUACAAUGCUCUGCAGUCUCUGAGAGAUAGAGAAUUCUCCACAUUUUAUGAAAGUCUCAGAUAUGCCAGGGUGAAAGAAGUGGAAGAGCUGUGCAAGGGGGACCUUGAAUCUGUGUACUCCCUCUACCCCACUCUCAGCAGGCUGCAGGCUAUCGGCGAGCUCGAGAACAUCGGGGAGCUGUUCUCCAGCUCAGGCACGGAUAGGCAACCUUCCGAAGUGUACACUAAGUGGCGGAAACACUCCCAGCUCCUCAAGGACAGUGACUUCAGUUUUCAGGAGCCCAUCAUGGCUCUCCGCACGGUCAUUUUGGAGAUCCUCAUGGAAAAGGAAAUGGAGAAUUCCCAGAGAGACUGUUUCAGGGAUAUUCUCACCAAGCACCUUGUAGAAUUCUCUGUACUAGCCCGAACUGUCAAGAACACACAGCUCCCUGAAAGGGCAAUAUUUCAAAUUAAACAAUAUAAUCCAGCUCGUUGUGGAGUCUCUGAGUGGCAGCUGGAGGAAGCCCAAGUAUUUUGGGCAAAGAAGGAGCAGAGUCUCGCCCUGAGUAUUCUCAAGCAGAUGAUCAAGAAGCUGGAUGCCAGCUGUGCAGAGAAUGAUCCCGACCUAAGACUUAUAUAUGCAGAAUGUCUGAGGGUGUGCGGCACCUGGUUAGCGGAAACUUGCCUGGAGAACCCUGCGGUCAUCAUGCAGACCUACCUAGAGAAGGCAGUGGAAGUUGCUGGAAAUUACGAGGGAGAAAGCAGUGAUGAGCUUAGAAAUGGAAAGAUGAAAGCAUUUCUCUCAUUGGCACGGUUCUCGGACACUCAGUACCAGAGAAUUGAAAACUACAUGAAAUCAUCAGAGUUUGAAAACAAGCAGGCUCUUCUGAAAAGGGCCAAAGAGGAAGUGGGCCUUCUUAGGGAACAUAAAAUCCAGACCAACAGAUACACAGUAAAGGUCCAGCGGGAGCUGGAGCUGGAUGAGUGCGCGCUCCGUGCCCUGAAAGAGGACCGUAAGCGCUUCUUAUGUAAAGCAGUUGAAAAUUACAUCAGUUGCUUACUGAGUGGAGAAGGACAUGAUAUGUGGAUAUUCCGUCUUUGUUCUCUCUGGCUUGAAAAUUCCGGAGUUUCUGAAGUCAAUGGCAUGAUGAAGACCGAUGGAAUGAAGAUUCCAUCAUACAAAUUUUUGCCUCUUAUGUACCAGUUGGCUGCUAGAAUGGGGACCAAAAUGAUGGGAGGCCUUGGAUUUCACGAAGUCCUCAAUAAUCUUAUCUCUCGGAUUUCAAUGGAUCACCCCCAUCACACUUUGUUUAUCAUACUGGCCUUAGCAAAUGCAAACAAGGAUGAAUUUUUGACCAAACCAGAGGCAGCAAGAAGGAACCGAAUAAUUAAAAAUGCACCUAAACAAAGCUCUCCACUCGACGAGGAUCGAACCGAGGCUGCAAACAGAAUAAUACACACUAUCCGAAGUAGGAGACCUCACAUGGUCAGAAGUGUUGAGGCGCUCUGUGAUGCGUACAUCAUAUUAGCAAACUUAGAUGCCGCUCAGUGGAAGACUCAGAGAAAAGGCAUAAAUAUCCCAGCAGACCAGCCAAUUACUAAACUGAAGAAUUUAGAAGACGUUGUUGUUCCAACUAUGGAAAUUAAGGUGGACCCCACCGGAGAAUACAGAAAUCUGGUGACUAUAGCGUCAUUUAAAGCAGAAUUUCGUUUAGCAGGAGGUUUAAAUUUACCUAAAAUAAUAGACUGUCUGGGCUCCGAUGGCAAGGAAAGGAGACAGCUCGUCAAGGGCCGUGACGACCUGAGACAGGAUGCAGUCAUGCAGCAGGUUUUCCAGAUGUGUAACACGUUACUGCAGAGGAACACGGAGACCCGGAAGAGGAAACUGACCAUCUGCACAUACAAGGUGGUUCCGCUCUCCCAGCGAAGCGGUGUGCUCGAGUGGUGCACGGGGACCGUCCCCAUCGGCGAGUUCCUUGUCAACAACGAGAACGGUGCUCAUAAGCGAUACAGGCCGAAGGACUUGAGCGCCAUUCACUGCCAGAAGAAGAUGAUGGAUGUACAAAAGAAGUCUUUUGAAGAGAAAUAUAAAACAUUCAUGAAUGUCUGCCAAAAAUUUCAGCCUGUUUUCCGUUACUUCUGCAUGGAAAAAUUCCUCGACCCAGCAGUUUGGUUCGAGAAGCGACUGGCUUACACUCGCAGCGUGGCCACUUCCUCUAUCGUUGGUUACAUACUCGGACUUGGUGAUCGACACGUACAGAAUAUCUUGAUCAAUGAGCAAUCUGCAGAACUUGUACAUAUAGAUUUGGGAGUUGCUUUUGAGCAGGGGAAGAUCCUCCCGACUCCUGAAACGGUUCCUUUCAGACUCACCAGAGAUAUUGUGGACGGGAUGGGCAUUACUGGUGUUGAAGGAGUCUUUAGAAGAUGCUGCGAGAAAACCAUGGAGGUCAUGAGAAGCUCUCAGGAAACCCUGCUGACCAUAGUGGAGGUUCUCCUCUACGACCCCCUGUUUGACUGGACCAUGAACCCGCUGAAGGCUCUGUAUUUGCAGCAGAGGCCGGAGGACGACACUGAGCUGCAGUCCACUCCCGCCGGAGAGGACCAGGAAUGCAAACGCAAUCUCAGUGACACUGACCAGAGUUUCAACAAAGUAGCGGAACGCGUCCUGAUGAGACUGCAAGAGAAACUGAAAGGAGUGGAGGAAGGAACGGUGCUCAGUGUCGGGGGCCAAGUGAACCUGCUCAUACAGCAAGCCAUGGACCCCAAAAAUCUCAGCCGGCUCUUCCCAGGAUGGAAAGCUUGGGUGUGAUCCAGCAUAUGAAUUUUCUUUCCACUCAAUCUUUCCAAAUUAUACUGUGGCUUUCUUUUUUAACCCAACCAACAGACUUUGAGUAGGUCUUAAUAUUUAACCAAGUGAACUAUUUACUGUGUUUUUAAAAAAAUGUUUAAUACUUGACUCAGUCACAUAAAGAGGACUUGAAAGUCUCAAGGAAAAUCUCCUCUCUCAAAUUUUAGAAAUAAGUGGCAUUCCUGCUCUACUUCUAGGCUAAGCAUUUGUUUUUUCUUCUCAAGUACAUGCUUGUAUUAUUCACAGUAAAAUCCCUGACAGAGGCUUUAGCCAAAAACGGAAGCCACUGGAGGGCGGAGCAUCACUGACAGUGUUUGCUUGAGUGUGAAUUCGAAUACAGAAACUGCUGGACUGAGAUAGCUUUUAAUUAACACUUGUUUUCCAGAUAUUGUAUAUGAAUGAUAAAUUAUUUGAUAUUAAUUUAUAAAAGGAAGAAAAAUUUAAAAUUGUAACCAUCUAUAUUUCAUGGUAAAGCCACAUUAAAAAUAGACAAUGUUGAAAGCAAAUUAGUAGUUAAGAAAUAUGUCUGGAUUUUCACUUGGAAGAUCACCCAUUGUUACUGAAUAAUGCAGCUGUUACAUUACGGAGAACACAUUUCUAAGACGUGGUAUGGUUUCUCUUCUUAAAAAUGUAUAUUGGGUCUUCUCAUUCUGUUCUUUUAAAGCCUUCUGUGCUUUCUCUCUGAUGACUUUAUAUCUCUUCUAGUUUAUGAAUUCUCUUGUCAGCUGUGUAUAAUCUUUUUAGACUGUUCACAUGUUUCUUUUUUCAAAAAUGGAUUUUUCAUUUCAGGGCGCCUGCCUGCAUGGCUCAGUCAGGUAAGCGUCUG
Enhydra lutris kenyoni (northern sea otter) is the source of this 10546-nucleotide messenger RNA. RefSeq names its product ATM serine/threonine kinase. The transcript has 65 exons. Gene Ontology annotation, molecular function: protein binding; protein serine/threonine kinase activity. Lineage: Eukaryota; Metazoa; Chordata; Mammalia; Carnivora; Mustelidae. Gene Ontology annotation, biological process: DNA repair. The record is from RefSeq and is a predicted model, not a curated record. The coding region runs from base 508 to 9681 and encodes 3057 amino acids.